This is a messenger RNA of Scylla paramamosain (green mud crab), 1330 nucleotides long. Its product is annotated as meiotic recombination protein DMC1/LIM15 homolog. NCBI's taxonomy places the organism in Eukaryota, Metazoa, Arthropoda, Malacostraca, Decapoda, Portunidae. Gene Ontology annotation, cellular component: nucleus; condensed nuclear chromosome. The transcript is spliced from 3 exons. The coding region runs from base 97 to 1122 and encodes 341 amino acids. Gene Ontology annotation, molecular function: ATP-dependent DNA damage sensor activity; ATP hydrolysis activity; DNA strand exchange activity. The record is from RefSeq and is a predicted model, not a curated record. Gene Ontology annotation, biological process: reciprocal meiotic recombination; chromosome organization involved in meiotic cell cycle; mitotic recombination.
AAGGUACCCGCGAUUUCCCAUCAGACGAGCGCGAUAGCUGAACAUGAGCUAGACUGACCCUCUCUCUCUUCUCUCCCUCCAAUACCCAACCAAAAAAUGCAGGACCAGGCGCUAGACAUGCAGGUGGAGGAGGAGGAGGAGGAAAUGAGCUUCUUCACGGACAUAGACGAACUGCAGACCCAUGGUAUCAACGCAGCGGACAUCAAGAAGCUGAAGAGCGCCGGGAUUUGCACUGUGCGAGGCGUGCAGAUGACGACCCGCCGCCGCCUCUGUGCCAUCAAGGGACUGUCCGAGGCAAAGGUGGACAAGAUCAAAGAGGUGUCGGCCAAGGUGAGUGGUGGCGAUGGGUUCGUAACAGCGCUGGUGAUGUGCGAGCGACGGCGGCAUGUGUUUCGCGUCAGCACGGGGUCUGCCGAGCUGGACAGUCUGCUGGGGGGCGGCAUUGAGAGCAUGGCCAUCACGGAGGUGUUUGGGGAGUUCCGCACGGGCAAGACACAGCUGGCUCACACCCUCUGCGUCACCGCCCAGAUCCCCAACGAGGCGGGCACCUACUCCGGGGGAAAGGUAAUCUUCAUUGACACAGAGAACACCUUCCGUCCUGACCGACUGCGAGCCAUCGCCGACCGCUUCAACCUGGAACAGGAGGCAGUGCUGGAAAACGUGCUCUACACCCGUGCCUUCACUUCGGAGCACCAGUUCGAGAUUCUGGACCACGUGGCGGCGCAAUUCCACGAGGAGCCAGGCAUCUUCAAGCUCCUCAUCAUCGACUCCAUCAUGGCACUAUUCCGCGUGGACUUCAGCGGCCGCGGCGAGCUGGCGGACCGACAGCAGCGACUCGCCCAGUACCUGUCCCGCCUGCAGAAAGUAAGCGAGGAGUAUAACGUGUCCAUCUACAUCACCAACCAGAUGACAGCAGACCCCGGAGCCGCUAUGUCCUUCCAGGCAGACCCUAAGAAGCCUAUAGGCGGUCAUAUCCUCGCCCACGCCUCCACCACCCGCGUCUCGCUCCGCAAAGGGCGUGGCGAGACUCGAAUUGCCAAGAUCUAUGACAGUCCGGAGCUGCCUGAGAAUGAAGCCACCUUCGCCAUCACGCCCGGUGGUAUAGCGGACGCCAAAGAGUGAAGCGGCUCACUGCUUAUCUCAGUGGCGGGUUGUGUAGUUUUGAAAGUUCUUUCUAUUUCACUGCUUGCAACUGUGCUAGGAUACGUAUAUCUUUGACGAGCGGAGGGACACCCGCCAUGUACUAUAAUAGGUCUGAUGUGGAUUUUUUGCUUUAAUUUGUAAUUCACUCUGUAUUUUACAUUUUUAUUGAAAUAGAUGGUAGUAUUCA